CUCAAAACGAUCUGAACCACCCCGCCAAAAAUUCCCACAACCCUUUUAAAAUAAAAGAAGAGAAUUAUAGUAACUGAUUGGAUUAUAUUUUGUUAAUUCUGGAAUUGACUGACCGCCGCCGCGAGAGCUGUUCCGUUGCAGAUUCAUCCGGAAUGAUAUAGUGGAUGUUUGCUCUCAGAAAUUAAAACACAAGGACGGAUUCAACAUGUACGGGAGAAAAGGGUAUCAGCUGGUUAAGGAUUUUGCGAGUGGAGAGAAGGGUCAGCUCAAACCUUUCAAUAGCAAGCUCUUUGAUGAGACAAUCGAAGAAUGCCGGCAGAAUCAACGUCUCAUCCAGUCUCUCAUGAGGAAAAUGGAACAAGAAGGGUUGGAUGUUCAGAACAAUAGAAACGCUGACUACUAUGGAGCACUCGUUCAUCACCUUUCUUUGAUCCGCAACAAACGCUGCCUCAUGGCCUAUGUGCACAAUAGAGCCGACAUUGUGCGUGAUUUGGGGUGGAGAGUAGGACUUGAACUUCUCGAACUUCCACCUGAGAUCCAAGAGAAGCUCACCACACUCGAGAAGGAGUACUUCAAGAACCAUUCCGCUGCUAUCAAAUCGUACAUGGGGAAAGCAGGAAUCGAUUUGAAUGUCGAUAUGGUGCCUCCAAAGGAUCCGUACAUUAAGGUCAGAGUUGUGGGAGAUAUCGACGAAGGAAUUGUGAUGAGUGACAAGACAACAAAUUUCGCACGUCACUCUAUGCAUUUCCUCAAACGAACUGAUGCAGAACCCUACAUUGCUCGGGGGCAAAUGGAGGAGCUGACAGGUUGAGGUUGAUUGAUCUAAUAGAAGCUUCGGUGGUGUCACAGAUUAAUCACACGGUAUUGGUUUGUGAACAAAAAGAGUGUAAGCUUACAUAGUCUUUUUCUUAUUUGUAUAAUUGUAAGACAGGAACAAUGAAACCUCAUACCCAAAAAACUCAAUGUACAAUUUAUUUUCUCUUUCAAAGUAACUUGAGUGAUGCAUUAUAAGGAACAAGGCAUUUGCUUUGG
Messenger RNA from Brassica oleracea var. oleracea, 1032 nucleotides. Its product is annotated as probable DNA replication complex GINS protein PSF1. The record is from RefSeq and is a predicted model, not a curated record. Gene Ontology annotation, biological process: DNA strand elongation involved in mitotic DNA replication; DNA replication. The coding region runs from base 206 to 811 and encodes 201 amino acids. Gene Ontology annotation, cellular component: GINS complex. NCBI's taxonomy places the organism in Eukaryota, Viridiplantae, Streptophyta, Magnoliopsida, Brassicales, Brassicaceae. The transcript has 7 exons.